AAUUCCAUAGCGGUGUGGAAGUGGAGAUAAUGGCAGAUGACAGAUGGCGUCGAAGUGUUUCGUACCAAGUGUCACGUUACUAAAAUGUUGGAUAGCUAUGGGAACGGUACGUUAAUGCAACCUAAAAGAUUCAACAGUGGUUAAAGUGUCUACUAAAACCUGGCGUUUCUGUUCAUAAAUGGAAAUGUCACCUCGUUUCACUCACUCUACGCUAUUGUAAGAUCUUCGUGACACACUGUCGUGUAUACAGAGGCAACGAUGUUGAGCUCAAAGGUAACCGAGAAAGGGACACUGAAGUACACCAGCGUAAACGACCUGUUACAAAAAGCAAAGGUCGAUUACAAAAACAAGAGACCGAUUGAAGUCUCGAAAAGGUUACCCAUCAUGUACAACAAAGCCGAAGAGAAUGGGAAACAGGGGAACGAAGAGGAUCAGUACAUCAUGCUGAGAAGAUGGCUGAAUUCUAUAGAAUGGUUGAAAACAACGCACGAGUACAAAGACGACAAGAUAUACUCACUGACGCAUUUAAAUGUUAAUCAGAUCAAUGAAGUAAAAAAAAUGCUUGCAGUUUUGAAGACAAAAUUAGACACGAGGUACAAGCAGCAAGCGAAAGCAAGAAUAUUAGAAAAGAGCACUACUUUGGAGAAAAUGGACAUUGAUAAUGAUGCCGGGAUCAAUUCUUUUAUGUCCUCGCUUGACGGUCCGAUACAACUGCCAGAAACUCCAACCAGAGAUCCAUUAGCUGGUGAUAACGAAGAGAUCAUAAACUGUGAACAGCUCUUUCAAUUGGUACAAGACUUAUAUGGCAGAUAUUUGAUAAUCGACAUUAGGUCCAAGUCGCAGUAUGAAAAUUCCAGAAUAAGGUCCAAUAAAUCUGUCAAUAUUCCAGCCAGUGAGAUAAAGAUCGGAUUAUUAGCACAGCAUUUCGAAAAAUACCUCCGUAAAGACAAAAAGGCUUUGCAGUUGUACAGAGAAAGAUCAGCCCAGUAUGUGGAUGUUACAAUUUUACUCGAUUGGAACACGUCGAGCAAGACUCUGGGGCUGAACAAUCCACUAAACGUGCUCAGGAAGAUUUUAGAGAGCUGGGACCCUGGCAUACAUAACAAGAAAGUUACUAUCUUAGAUGGCGGUUACAAGGAAUGGUUGACACGCUAUCCGGCGUAUACAACAAACCCUAAUAUCGUGGAGCCUAAAUUAAAUAAUACUUCGAUGGAAAUAUUGGAUGACAUUGAGUACCCUGAAUGGAUACACUUCGACGACGAGGAUAAUCUGAACAAAGCACGCGAAAAGAAAAUGUUUCUCUCGAAGUCUGUAAAUAAGGAAGAGAAUGCGAGGAUAAACGUUUCCACGAAUGAAAUAGGCUAUAAGCAGAUGGACGUGGAAAUACGUAAUAAUAUUGCUUCUAUAAAAUCGAACGACUUCAUGAACAGUGGUUCUACUAAGAUCAACACUGUGGAAUUGGAGAAAAUUAAUGUUAACAACGAUGUUUGGAAGGGAUUAAGCGAAACUCCGUCGAAGCUCGAACAGGAAAGGAAAUUAAGUGCGAGGAAGAAAACUAAUAUCUCCGUGAAACCGACUGUCGAUCGCAGUAAGAAACCGGUUUUGUUAGAUGCGUCCACGUCCGAAGCUAAGACUGUGUUGAAAUUACUGCGGCAGCUGAACGAACUUGCGAAAAUCCACAUGCGUUUGGAACAGGACAUCUUGGAACAUGAACGUUCCUUGUACGUGCAGUAUUUUACCGAGUACGAAGAAUCGAGUGAAGAGGCGUACAUUCGCGGGAACAGUUUGAAAUCUCUAUGCCGGAAAUUGGAGGAAAAGAAAAAGGAGUACAAGAAGCUCGAAGACGAACUUGAUAAGUAUUAUUCAAGGCCUGAGCCGAUCGAGUUCAACCCUGCCGAAGACAUGGAGAAACGCAACUUGGAAUUUAGUCUCGGUUCAGCAAAACUGGACAUGAAGAAUAUAGCCAAAGCGAGAAAGAAGCUGGGAGAGAAAACUGCGAAGAAUGAAUUCAAAGACUCGUCAAAUAAAACGGAUACUAGUAUUCACAAUGAGUCUUUAAAAUCGGAUGGUUCGUCGACGAUAAGUGGUGGUUUGGAGCGAUCGUAUUCUAGUCCGAAUUUGCUACAGCUAAUAGAUCGCAAAGCACCAAGAGUGGACAGGACGUCGAAGCCACAGAUUCCACUGCAUAGUCAAAACGGUUUACACAGCAAUGAAAAAGUGUCUCACAUUAGUUGGGCAAAUCGUGAAGAAAGGAUGACACCUGUUCAUGGAAGUGUGCAUCCAGGCAUAACAGGGUUAAAGAACUUGGGGAACUCGUGUUAUAUGAAUAGUAUUAUACAAUGCUUGAGCAAUACGACGCAUUUAGCCAAGUAUUUCACAGAUAACUUGUACACCGACGAUCUUAACACGAAUAACGAUAACAACACGCAAGGUCAAGUCGUAGAAGAGGUAGCUCAAGUGAUUAAAGCCCUUUGGAGAGGCCAAUACAAGAGCAUAUCUCCCCACGAUCUUAAGAUUGCUGUCGGACAAUAUAAAUUGCAAUUUGAAAGUUACGAACAGCAGGAUUCCCACGAGUUUCUGACUUUCCUGUUAGAUUGGAUGCACAACGAUUUAAAAAGGAAGUGUAAGGUGCCCUUAGAUAUGACUGUUGCAGAAGAAGCGUGGGACAAAGCAAUGGGAUCUAUGAAAUCAAUAAUAUCUGACCUGUUUUUUGGUCAGCUAAGGUCCACCAUUAUGUGCAGCUUUUGCAAACAAAGUAGCACUACUUACGAAAGUUUCAACAGUUUGACGACAUCGUUACCUCAUUCCAACCGGUGUACAUUAAACGAUUGUAUAUUACGAUUUGUAACCGGUCAGAAAGUAAUCGGUUGGAAGUGCCCGAAGUGUCAGACCCCGCGGGAGGCUACGAAAAAGUUCGAUUUCGUUAAACUCGCGCCCAUAGUGGUGAUACACUUGAAUCGUUUCGCUGAGAGUGGUGGCUGGCUCGAGAAGAGGAACACUGCUGUCGAUUUUCCUCUGACGGACUUUAAUUUGAAACCAUAUUUGGUUACAGACAGCAACACACCUACAAUUUCGAACAUUCGUAGCUAUAAUUAUAGUUUAUACGCAAUGUCUAAUCACUAUGGAACCAUGGAAGGUGGUCAUUACACGGCAUAUUGUAAAAAUGCCACCCAGAACAAAUGGUAUAAGUACGACGAUCAGACAGUAACAGAAGUUACGACGAACCAAGUGAAAUCGCAGAACACCAGUGCCUAUCUCUUAUUUUAUACGUCGUUUUCAAGCAACAUUAUUUAGUAUCAGCAUAAACAGCCGCGCGACGUGGUUAUCCGAAUUUAUUACUUAAAUAGUCGUAAAUGUUAUGUAACAAUGUAGAUAUUAAAUAUUUUUUGUAUGUAUGUGUAUUAAAUAUGUUAUUACAGGCUGUUCGGUGCUGGGGUAUGCAAACAAUAUGUAAAUAAAUAAUCGUAAGCAGACAUGUUAUUUCGGUACGCUAAAAUUUUUGUUGCGUCUCGUGACUUUCGAAUUGUAUUGGAAAAUAUUUAAAACGUCACUUCAUUUCACUGGGCACGGUACUGCAAUGUAUUUCAGUAAUGUUGUUACACUUUUGUAAUUUAGUUACUUUUUCUUCAUUCCUCUAUACUUUUGCAGAGAAAUGAAACUUUGUAAGAAGAAAAAAAAAGGUAUUCUAUGGUUUAUUUAAAAACUCAUUGCACAUUGUGUAAAUUAUUGUUUUUCGUUGAUGUUUCGCAUCUCUGUGUGUGUGUGCAAAACCCGAUCAAGAACAACGAUAGAUAAUUCUGCGAUGUUAAUUUUAUGAAGCACUUCCGAUUGGUCAUGUUGUGUUAGAACAGCCGAGACAUUGUUUUAUAAUGUUACUGUUUGAUGAAGCUGUGAUGACCAAACGAUUGUCCAAAACGUAGGAGAGAGAGAGAGAGGAAACGCAUUGUGUUCAAACAUUGCUUGUGAAAAUAUUGUUGACAAAUCAUUUGAUAUUCAUUGGACAUGAUGUUUCGAAAGUGCCAUCUCUAGUGUGCUUAUUUUGUAUAUGAAAUAAACAUUUUCAAGCUUAUAAACUCCC
This is a messenger RNA of Megalopta genalis, 4078 nucleotides long. RefSeq names its product Ubiquitin specific protease 8. Lineage: Eukaryota; Metazoa; Arthropoda; Insecta; Hymenoptera; Halictidae. Gene Ontology annotation, biological process: protein deubiquitination. Gene Ontology annotation, molecular function: cysteine-type deubiquitinase activity. The record is from RefSeq and is a predicted model, not a curated record.